Thlaspi arvense is the source of this 390-nucleotide messenger RNA. The record is from the annotation of a GenBank genome assembly. Lineage: Eukaryota; Viridiplantae; Streptophyta; Magnoliopsida; Brassicales; Brassicaceae.
AUGGCAAAGCGCAGAUUUGCGCUACGUUUUCGUGGAUUGACUGCUUCUCUCUCCUCAGAUCCUACUUUCCUCGCGCUUUCCCUAACUCAUCUUCAAUUCCUUUCUCUUGUUAGUCCGAGUGAUUUACCUCUGGAUACAUCCUUAGAGAACGCAGGCACUUUCUGUGAGAAAACAAUCUUCUACCCUACACCUUAUCCCUCUUGUCCUCUCUCUCAUGUGAGAGAGAGAGAGAGAGAGAUAGAGAUGCAGGCAGUUCUGCAAACAAAAGGGCUUCUCUCUUUCCCUUCAUAUCCCAAACCUAGACCUUUCAGCUCACCACAACCACAGGGGCUCAGGCUCAGAUUCCAGCCUUUGAAACCCAAGCCCCUUGAUGGAUUUGCUCUACCCUGA